This is a messenger RNA of Trichoplax adhaerens, 570 nucleotides long. RefSeq lists its product as uncharacterized. Lineage: Eukaryota; Metazoa; Placozoa; Uniplacotomia; Trichoplacea; Trichoplacidae. The transcript has 3 exons. Gene Ontology annotation, molecular function: DNA-binding transcription factor activity, RNA polymerase II-specific; RNA polymerase II cis-regulatory region sequence-specific DNA binding. Gene Ontology annotation, biological process: regulation of transcription by RNA polymerase II. The record is from RefSeq and is a predicted model, not a curated record. The coding region runs from base 1 to 570 and encodes 189 amino acids. Gene Ontology annotation, cellular component: nucleus.
AUGGCAAACUACCAUUACCAAAAUUAUAUCGAUGAAGCCAUGGGAUUCGACGACAAAGGUGGAGGAGGACUAGCCAUGGAAGAAUUUCUAUGGAAUGAAAUGUGCCCAGAAAUUUACACCGCCAACAUGAUCGACGACGAAGAGUGUUUUGAUCCUGCGGCUCGUGACUCCGCGUGCAAUUCGUCUUCUUCUAUACCUACAGUUGGCAACACCACAUUGCCACAAUCCAUUGAUUCUUUAACUACAGAAGAAGAAGCUUUUGUCGAUUUCCGCGAUGAAGAUCUUUCAUCAGGCCUCAGUGAAGAUAUUUCCAAUUUCCAUGCUAACCUUUCAAAAGCAAGAAAACGGAUGUCGCAUGAUGAACGUCGCCAGCGAAAUAACUUAUCAGCUAAAAAGUCCAGAGAGGCCAAAAAAAUCAAAGAUCGUUAUCGUUCUAUUACAGCAAAAUCGCUCGAGACUGAAAAUGCCCGCUUGAAACUUGAAAUACAAAUGAUGGAAAAGCAAAUUCAAACAAUACGCCAACUGCUGCUUCGCGAUCAUAUUUUUACCGUCAGAUCUUUGCUGCGUUGA